Molecule: messenger RNA, 1269 nt
Organism: Saccharomyces mikatae IFO 1815
Lineage: Eukaryota; Fungi; Ascomycota; Saccharomycetes; Saccharomycetales; Saccharomycetaceae
Gene: MSI1
Product: Msi1p
Exons: 1
Coding region: 1-1269 (422 amino acids)
Biological process (GO): regulation of gene expression
Cellular component (GO): nucleus; Rpd3L complex; cytoplasm
Molecular function (GO): histone binding
Source: RefSeq, a predicted model, not a curated record
AUGAAUCAUUGCACUAAUGACACAGCUAAUGAAGCCUCCAAUAUCCCUCCCAAUUUGCAAGAGAGAUACUCGCAUUGGAAGAAAAACACUAAACUACUCUAUGAAUACCUCAACACAAAUUCCACCAAGUGGCCGUCCUUAACGUGCCAGUUUUUUCCUGAUUUAGAUACAACUUUGGAUGAGCAUCGCAUCUUGUUGUCCUCUUUCACAUCUUCCCAAAAACCUGAGGAUGAAUCCAUAUAUAUUAGCAAGAUAUCCACGUUGGGCCAUAUAAAAUGGUCAUCUUUGAAUAAUUUCGAUAUGGAUGAAAUGGAAUUUAAACCAGAAAACUCAACAAGGUAUCCACCAAAACACCUAGUAAAUGACAUUAGCAUUUUCUUUCCAAAUGGAGAGUGCAAUAGAGCAAGGUAUUUACCCCAAAAUCCAGAUAUUAUAGCCGGCGCCUCUUCAGAUGGUGCGAUCUACAUAUUCGACAGAACAAAACAUGGCUCUACUAGAAUUAGGCAGUCCAAAAUAUCACAUCCUUUUGAGGCCAAGUUAUUCGGUUCCCAUGGUGUUAUUCAAGAUGUAGAGACCAUGGAUGCUUCCUCGGCUGAUAUAAAUGAAGCCACCUCAAUUGCCUGGAACUUACAACAAGAGGCACUUUUACUGUCUUCCCAUUCUAACGGUCAAGUCCAGGUGUGGGACAUUAAACAAUACUCGCAUGAAAACCCUAUAAUAGAUUUACCCUUGGUAUCGAUAAACAGCGAUGGAAGCGGCGUGAAUGAUGUUACUUGGAUGCCGACACAUGAUUCCCUCUUUGCUGCUUGCACAGAAGGAAAUACAGUCUCUCUAUUGGAUCUAAGAACUAAGAAAGAGAAACUGAAGAGUAACUGUAGAAGCCAUAACGGUGGUGUAAAUUCUUGUAAAUUUAACUACAGAAACUCUUUAAUCUUAGCAUCCGCAGAUUCAAAUGGUAAGCUAAAUCUAUGGGAUAUCAGAAACAUGAAUGACUGUCCACUAACUACCAUGGAACAUGGUGGUUCCGUUUCCACUUUAGAAUGGAGUCCAAACUUCGAUACCGUAUUAGCAACAGCCGGUCAAGAAGAUGGCUUAGUUAAACUAUGGGACACUUCCCGCGAAGAGAAUAUAUUUACGCAUGGUGGUCAUAUGCUUGGUGUGAAUGACAUCUCGUGGGAUGCUCAUGACCCCUGGUUAAUGUGCAGUGUCGCAAAUGAUAACUCAGUCCAUAUAUGGAAACCUGCAGUAAAUCUGGUGGGAUAUUCAUGA